UAUUGAACUAAAUUACUUUAAAUCACUAACGUAAAACCGGACUCAUAACAGCUAAAUAUUCAUUUAAGGUAUACCUAGAUAAUGUUAUACCUAUUUUAAUAUUUUGGAUCUGCCUUUGGCUUGUGUAUUCUUAAAUAUUGAUAGUUGAAGAGACAAAGUAUAAUGAUACAGCUUGAAUUGAUUAAUCCUGGGUGAAAAUUAAUCCGCACCCAUUAUUUAUAUCAAAUUGUACUAAUUUAUCAUUAUUAAGUCGUAAGAUAUUGUGAGACUGGGUUAUUAAUUAAUUAAUUAUGAUUUAGUGAUGAGCUAUACAUGCUGAGUUGAAUUUUGGAUUUCCAGAACAUGGUGCAUCACAAAAAAAAAAAAAAAAAAAAAAAAACGUAUUAAGUGGAAUUGAUCCUUAGUAAACAACUCAACAUUCAACCAAGUGCAUAAUUUAGCCUUCUUGUAGCAUGGGUGUCAGUAGGAAAUAUUAUAUCAAUUUUAGAAAUAUAACAAUAACAACAUAUCCAGUAUAAUCUGACAAGUGGAGGCUGAGGAGGGUAAGAUGGAUGCAGACCUUACCUCUAGACCUUUUAUCAAAUACAUAGUUUUAGGGAGAGAUCAUGCGUUCAUGUGCCCCAUAUUUUGCCUAUAAUUCGCCCCUGUAUGAAUGCACGUGUCAUGUAUUCAUUAUGUUAGUAUAAACACAGGAUACAAGUAAGUUUUUACUGCCGGGAUGAUACCCAUAGCAGAAAAAAUUCCUUUAAAAUUAAAAGAAUAAAUUAGGGAGAACUUACUAAGAUUUAAAAACUCCUGGACAAUUGUGCAAAUGGAAUGUGUCAAAAAGAAAAGGAAAAAAAAAUAGAAUGUAGAUAAGUAGAAACAAUAGAGCUGGCAGGUAGAGAAGAAAGAAGACUGAAAGAGGCUGCAUGGUCAACAAUACAGUUUACCUGCAAGAGUAAUCACAAAGAAGAAACCUCUCUUUUCUCCUUUAUGCUUCAAACACAUUUCUAACUUUGCAAGCUUCAACUCUACCAAAUUCUUCCAUACUUCUAAUAACCAACAACAACAAGAAGUUUUUGGGCAAAGAAAGAAGUUCAAGAAAGCUUCUUUUUAACACUUAAACUUUAUUUUCUCCCCAUACAAAUAUUUCACAAGGGACCAUUAUGGUUGGUGUGUUAGCUCAUCUUCUCACCUCCCUCUCUAGAUUUUGAUUCUCUACCCUCUUUCCACCUCAUUCUACUAUGGAACUUCCAGUAACGACACCGGAUUCCGGUCGCCAGAAGAAAGGUUCAUAUACCAUAGAAACCAGAAAUCUUUCCUAUGCACUCCCUAGUUUGUAUGAUGAAUUCAGUUGGAUGUUUUGCUGCAAGAAUCCUAAGAGACCUCAGAAGUUCAUCAUAAAGGAUGUGAAUUGUGAAGCAAGGCCAGGACAGAUUACAGCUAUUGCUGGUCCUAGUGGGGCUGGAAAAACAACACUGUUAGAGAUUCUUGCAGGGAAAAUAUCACCAACAAAAGUCACUGGACAUGUACUAGUUAACGGUCAUCCUGUGAAUGCCAAAUGUUUUAGGAGAUUAUCCGGUUAUGUCACACAAGAAGAUGCCCUGUUUCCUCUGCUCACAGUUGAAGAAACACUCAUGUAUAGUGCUCUACUGAGGCUACAAGGUGGGAAAAAAGAGGUUGCAAAUAGAGUUGAAGUGUUGAUCAAGGAGCUUGGUUUGGAAAAUGUUGCUGGUGCUAGAGUUGGGGGAGGAUCAAACAGGGGAAUUUCGGGUGGUGAAAGGCGUAGGGUGUCGAUUGGAGUUGAAUUAGUUCAUGAUCCUGCUGUGAUUCUCAUUGAUGAGCCAACAUCUGGGCUGGAUUCAGCAUCAGCACUUCAGGUUAUAUCACUCCUUCAAGUGAUGGUGGCUCAUCAAAGCAAGACAAUUGUAUUGACUAUCCACCAACCUGGUUUUCGUAUUCUUGAACUGUUUGAUCGACUUGUUUUGCUUUCAAAUGGGUGUGUUCUUCACAAUGGUUCGUUGAAGUAUCUAGAAGACAGGAUCAAGUUUUCCGGUCUCCAAAUUCCACCCCACAUCAAUGUUCUUGAAUUUGCCAUUGAUGUCACAGGCAGCAUUGUCAUUCAAUCUUCUGAAAUUCCCAAUAUCCAUUUCCAUCUCAAGGAUCAUGGCGAAAAGAAGGGAAGUCUAAGGAAAGAUGAUGAGGGAUAUACAAUUUCCAGCCACAAUGACAACACGUUAGAGAAGUGUCCUUCCUACUCAAAUUCUCAUAUUGAGGAGACUUUAAUACUAGGAGGAAGAUUUUGCAAGAACAUAUUCAGAACCAAGCAACUUUUUGCAACAAGAAUAAUACAAGCAUUGGUAGCAGGCUUUAUAUUGGGGUCAAUAUUCAUGAAUGUUGAUAACAAUCUAGGGCAGGUUGCUUUACAAACCAGACUAGGAUUCUUCGCGUUCAGUUUAACGUUCUUGCUCUCCUCCAUGACAGAAGGCUUACCUAUUUUCUUGCAAGAGAGAGCAAUCUUUAUGAGAGAGACUUCAAGAGGAGCAUAUAGAGUAUCCUCUUAUGUUGUGGCAAACACAUUUGUCUUCCUUCCUUUCCUCUUAAUGGUUGGCCUUCUCUACACUGUACCGGUUUACUGGCUCGUUGGUCUGAGGCGAAACAUGGAUGGGUUCUUCUACUUUGCCAUGGUGGUUUGGAUGGUUGUCUUAAUGUCAAAUUCUUUCACUGCAUGUUUCAGCGCGCUUGUCCCAAACUUCAUCAUGGGAACAUCUAUUAUUGCUGGGUUGAUGGGGUCUUUCUUCCUGUUUUCAGGCUAUUUCCUUUCAAAAGAGAAGAUACCUAGUUACUGGAUCUUCAUGCAUUACUUAAGUCUGUUUAAGUACCCGUUCGAGUGCUUCUUGAUAAAUGAGUAUGGGGGCAAGGGAGGGAAAAGAUGUUUAGAAAGUGAAGGAGGAGAAUGCAAGUUAUUCGCGAUUGACUUCUUGAGACAGCAAGACGUUAAAGAAUCAUUGAAAUGGAGCAACUUAGCUGUGAUGCUGUGUUUCAUCUUGGGUUACAGAGUCCUCUGUUAUCUAAUAUUAUGGUGCAGAUGUUACAGAACCAGAAACUAGGUUUCAUUCUUUUGUCUUUUUACGGUUUUCUUUUGCUUCUUAUUCUGAUUAUUAAAUUGAUUGGGCAAGUGAAUGUAGUAUUGUAGUUACACUGGAUAAUAUGGAUUAGUCAUUCAUAAAUUUUUCAUGUUCAGAGAUCAUAUGAAAUAAAAGUUUCCCGCCCCAUGUUAUAAUUCGGUAAGGAUUAUAUCUCAGGUAAAUUUGGUCUAGGAGCAACCUACAGCAUCACCAGACUCAUUUCUUUGUCAUUCACUGUCCAUGUGAUGCCAGUGGCGUAGCUACGAAGGGUGGUCAAUUGAACACCCUUUCUCGUAAAAUAUACUGUAUAUACAGAAAAUAAUAAUGCUUAUAUAGGUCAAAUUACUUUUUAUAGACAUAGUAUAUUAAAUCUUGAGCACCCUUAGUGAAAAUCCUAGCUUCGUCACUGCAUGUCCUCGAUGUCCUUCAGGACAUAGGGAGAGUAGGGUGUACAUCUAGUGACCAUGUAAAUACUAUGGCAAGAUAAAUGAUGUGCAGGGA
This is a messenger RNA of Lycium barbarum (goji berry), 3611 nucleotides long. RefSeq names its product ABC transporter G family member 10. The coding region runs from base 1227 to 3092 and encodes 621 amino acids. Gene Ontology annotation, molecular function: ATP binding; ATP hydrolysis activity; ABC-type transporter activity. The transcript has a single exon. The record is from RefSeq and is a predicted model, not a curated record. NCBI's taxonomy places the organism in Eukaryota, Viridiplantae, Streptophyta, Magnoliopsida, Solanales, Solanaceae. Gene Ontology annotation, cellular component: membrane.